UAUUUUAUAAGUGUAUAUUUUAUUCCCAUUUAGGCCGAAUACAUCAAGCAAUGGUAACAUCUUUAAAUGAAGAUAAUGAAAGUGUAACUGUUGAAUGGAUAGAAAAUGGAGAUACAAAAGGCAAAGAGAUUGACCUGGAAAGCAUCUUUUCACUUAACCCUGACCUUGUACCUGAUGAAGAAAUUGAACCCAGUCCAGAAACACCCCCACCUCCAACAUCUUCAGCCAAAGUAAACAAAAUUGUAAAGAAUCGACGGACUGUGGCUUCUGUUAAGAAUGAUCCUCCUCCAAGAGAUAAUAGAGUGGUUGGUUCUGCACGUGCACGGCCUAGUCAACUUCCUGAACAGUCUUCUUCUGCACAACAGAAUGGUAGUGUUUCAGAUAUAUCUCCAGUUCAAGCUGCAAAAAAGGAAUUUGGACCCCCUUCACGUAGAAAAUCUAAUUGUGUGAAAGAAGUAGAGAAAUUACAGGAAAAACGAGAAAAAAGGAGACUUCAACAGCAAGAACUUAGAGAAAAAAGAGCCCAGGAUGUUGAUGCUACAAAUCCAAAUUAUGAAAUAAUGUGUAUGAUCAGAGACUUUAGAGGAAGUUUGGAUUAUAGACCAUUAACAACAGCAGAUCCUAUUGAUGAACAUAGGAUAUGUGUUUGUGUGAGAAAACGACCACUCAAUAAAAAAGAAACUCAAAUGAAAGAUCUUGAUGUAAUCACAAUCCCUAGUAAAGAUGUUGUGAUGGUACAUGAACCAAAACAAAAAGUAGAUUUAACAAGGUACCUAGAAAACCAAACAUUUCGUUUUGAUUAUGCCUUUGAUGACUCAGCUCCUAAUGAAAUGGUUUACAGGUUUACAGCUAGACCGUUAGUGGAAACUAUAUUUGAAAGGGGAAUGGCUACAUGCUUUGCUUAUGGGCAGACUGGAAGUGGAAAAACUCAUACAAUGGGAGGUGACUUUUCAGGAAAGAACCAAGAUUGUUCUAAAGGAAUUUAUGCAUUAGCAGCUCGAGAUGUUUUUUUAAUGCUAAAGAAGCCAAACUAUAAGAAGUUGGAACUUCAAGUGUAUGCAACCUUUUUUGAAAUUUAUAGUGGAAAGGUGUUUGACUUGCUAAAUAGGAAAACAAAAUUAAGAGUGCUCGAAGAUGGAAAACAGCAGGUUCAAGUGGUAGGAUUACAGGAACGGGAGGUCAAAUGUGUUGAAGAUGUACUGAAACUCAUUGACAUAGGCAACAGUUGCAGAACAUCUGGUCAAACAUCUGCUAAUGCACAUUCAUCUCGGAGCCAUGCAGUGUUUCAGAUUAUUCUUAGAAGAAAGGGAAAACUACAUGGCAAAUUUUCUCUUAUUGAUUUGGCUGGCAAUGAAAGAGGAGCUGAUACUUCCAGUGCAGACAGGCAAACCAGGCUUGAAGGUGCUGAAAUUAAUAAAAGCCUUUUAGCACUCAAGGAGUGCAUCAGAGCCUUAGGUAGAAAUAAACCUCAUACUCCUUUCCGAGCAAGUAAACUCACUCAGGUGUUAAGAGAUUCAUUCAUAGGUGAAAACUCUCGUACCUGCAUGAUUGCCACAAUCUCUCCAGGAAUGGCAUCCUGUGAAAAUACUCUCAAUACACUAAGAUAUGCAAAUAGAGUAAAGGAGUUUGGAAUUAGUCCAUCAGACAUUCCCUUCUCACAGGGUAGUGGCAGUCGCCCUGAUCUCUCUCCUUCUUAUGAGUAUGACGACUUUUCUCCUUCGAUUACCAGGGUGAAAGAACUGACUGUGGAUCCAACUGCUGCUGGUGAUGUACGUCCAAUAAUGCAUCAUCCACCAAAUCAAAUUGAUGACUUAGAGGCUCAGUGGGGUGUGGGGAGUUCCCCUCAGAGGGAUGACCUCAAACUUCUUUGUGAACAAAAUGAAGAAGAGGUUUCUCCACAAUUGUUUACUUUCCAUGAAGCUGUCUCACAAAUGGUAGAAAUGGAAGAACAGGUUGUAGAAGAUCACAGGGCAGUGUUCCAGGAAUCUAUUCGAUGGUUAGAAGAUGAAAAGGCUCUCCUAGAGAUGACUGAAGAAGUAGAUUAUGAUGUAGAUUCAUAUGCUACGCAACUUGAAGCUAUUCUUGAGCAAAAAAUAGACAUUUUAACUGAGCUGCGGGAUAAAGUGAAAUCUUUUCGUGCAGCUCUACAAGAGGAAGAACAGGCCAGCAAGCAAAUCAACCCGAAGAGACCCCGUGCUCUUUAAAUCGGCAUUUGCUGUUAAAGGAUCCCCAGGACCCUCACUACUGUAACAUACAAUAAUGGUUCAGCUGUCAGGGCCAUUUGAAAGUUUGAAAUUUUAAGUGUCUGUGGAAAAUGUCUUGUCCCUUCACCUGAAUGACAUUUCAGUUUUGUGAAACACUCCUUUGUCUACGAGAUGCUUCUAGACCAGGAGGCACAACCAAGAUUUGGGAGUAGUGAAGCAUUUUGUUUCAUUUCCCCUAAUAGUGAUUUACUUUUGGAGAUCCUUGCCAAUUUUAUUUUCUAUAUGAUGAAGUAAGAUUGUGGACUUGAUCCAGAGGUGAGUAGUAGGGGGAAGCCGCAGCAUUUCCUUUUAACUCAGUUGAAUUUUCGUAGCAAGACUGAGCAGUUUUAAGUCCUUUGCGUGCAUGCAUACCUCAUCAGUGGUUGUACAUACCUUGCCCACUCCUGGCGACAGCUGUGCUCACCUCUUCCUGCUUUGUGCCUUGACUAAGGCUAUUGACCCUAAAUUUCUGAAGCACAGCCAAGAUAAAUUACAUUCCUUUUGUCAUUGUAAAUUACCUUUACUGUGUGUACAUUUUUACUGUAAUUGAGACUUUUUUUGUGUGUGACUAGUUAAUUUUGCAGGAUGUGCCAUAUCAUUGAAUGGAACUAAAGUCUGUGACAGUGGACAUAGCUGCUGGACCAUUCCAUCUUAUAUGUAAAGAAAUCUGGAAUUAUGAUUUUAAAACCAUAUAAUGUGGUUAUAAUUUUCUUAGCAUUUUCUUUGUAAAGAACUAAAAUAUAAACUAGUUGGUGUAUAAUAAAAAGUAAUGAAAUUCUGAGAAGAGUUUUAUCUUAGGAUAAUACAUAUAUAUGCAGUGUGUGUUCCAGUGUGGUAUUAACAAGACUAAUAGUGCAAUUUGAUCUUUACCAGUACCAUUACUUAAGUUGAGGUGUCCAUUAGCACCCCAAAAUGUACCCUUUAAAUGUACUGUUAAAGGAAAUUGGCUUCUGAUGCAUGAACAUUUACAUGUACAUUGAAAGUAGUCCAUAAUAGAGCUGUUAGUUUAAGCCAAGUAUAGACAGUACAUAACUCCCUUGAAAACAAAUUUAAGCUUAAAAAACAAAAAAAAAAGAGUUGGCUUUGCCUUAAAAGGCAGAUCUAACCCAAGUUCCACCUGUUACCUAAUGUGUGAUGUUUCACCAUUAUUUGGUGAGAAUCACAAAAUUCUCACCAACAAGUUGGUCUAGGGCAUGCUACUUUUUAAACGGUGGCACUUAUUUUUACAGAUUGCUAUUCCAAGGAAGAAAACUGGCCACUUUACAUGUAAAUAUUUUGUUACAUUUAUCUCUCUCUCUAGGAUUUUUCCCUCAGUUCCCUGGAUAGUGUAUAGGAGUACAUUAACAAAAAAAAAUCUCCCAAGGAUAUCUUGUUUUGAUUGACUAGGGAACUACCAGCUCACUCAUAUGGGCUACAGGGAAGCUGUGAAUAGAGAGUCACAUGAGCCAAAUUCCCUACUUGACUGUUCAUUUAUGAACUCCGAGGUAGUUGUGGGAAAUCCUAACACCGUGGUGAAAAACUCCUCUGUAAACUUGAAAUCUAGAACAAAUGUAGGUUUCACAACGUGCUUAUUAUUAAUAAAUGAAAUCUAUGGAAUGAGUUUUAGACACAAUUUACUUCAAUACCAAUCACCUUUGUUUUGGAAGGGACUCAGGUUUUCUUGCAGCUGUAAGAUAUGUUCUAUUUGUGUUUAUUUCAAAGAGAAGAGGAAAAAUGGGGAACUGUUGCUAUUGACUUUGCAGAGGCUGUUUUAAAAGGAGUUUCUGAGCCUAACUGACCUUCAAAGGGCAAUAAAGAUACGUGAAUUUGCUCAUUUUAAA
Molecule: messenger RNA, 4063 nt
Organism: Vicugna pacos (alpaca)
Lineage: Eukaryota; Metazoa; Chordata; Mammalia; Artiodactyla; Camelidae
Source: RefSeq, a predicted model, not a curated record